This is a messenger RNA of Leptosia nina, 1863 nucleotides long. NCBI's taxonomy places the organism in Eukaryota, Metazoa, Arthropoda, Insecta, Lepidoptera, Pieridae. The record is from the annotation of a GenBank genome assembly.
AUGGAAAAAACGGAACAAAUAUAUAGCCAGAGAAGACGUUUAUUUAAUCUUUCUUUAAAGAAAAACAAUGCGCAAAGGAAGAUAGUGAAUAAUAGGGAGGGUUCUAAUGCUGUUAAUACUUCUAAUGUUAUUGUUCUUGACGAAUCGUUUGAAAGAUUGCGCUCGGACUUUCCAAAACCACGUCUUUCUCCACACAAGAUAUAUUCCCCUAUUGUGAUUGAUGAUUCUUAUGAAUAUAGUGAAGAAGAAUUGCAAGAAAAUGAUAGGAACAAGCUUCCUAGCAAGUCGGGAAAUGUUUCAUUAAAUUUGUCUUCAUCCUCGACUAGACAGAAUAGGUUACCGAGUGCUCAAGGCUGGUCUCCCGCCCAAGAUAUAUUCAGUACAACACCUACGAGAGAACCGGAACCCUCGACACCAACUGAUGUUUUAAAUAAGUCACAAGAACAUUGUUCUUUAGACAGAAUACAGAAAUCUCAUCAUAAACUUUUAAGAGACUUAUAUGGUGAUAUAUGGAAAGAUGCUGCUAAAUUCAUGAUACCAUUAACUGGAAGAAAGUUAAUAUAUGAUGAUGAAGAUGAAAAAGAAAAUAUCACAUCUGAGAUAGAAAAGAAUAGGGUAUUAUACUUAACAGACUCUGAAAGAAAAAAGAUUAAGAGCACAGCCCUCUUAGAGAUAGAUGAAAAGAAAUCAAAAAAGAAAUUAUACACGGAGAAAGUACCAAGUACUCCUGACGUGCCAAAGCCUAAGCCAAAUAAGUUACGGGAAGUACAAACCACAUUAAAGAAAAAGCUUACCAAGGGAAUUACUGGUACCGAAGUGGUCCAAAUAAUGAAUGGAGGAUCAGUCGAUAGAUUGAAGGACGUUAACAGAAAUGAAUUGGACACUGGUUCAAAUAAAGUGUUAAACAAAGUCUUGGGUCCUACAAACACAAAUACUAGAAGCAAUUUGACAGAAAAGACUCAAAAAGUAAACACUCAAAAGGGUAAAGAUUUGACAAAGAAAAUAAAGACUGCUACUUUAAAAACUAAAGAUCAUCAUGUUGAAAAUGUGACAAGAAAGCUCAACAACUUAGAUGUAUGUCAUACACCAGAAACUAAAAGACUAAGCUUUAUGGCAUCUUUAGCUGACAAUGUCCCUCAUUGGCGGUGUCAUCCAGAAGUGCUUCAAUACCACGACAGGUAUAAGUCACUCCGUGAACAGCUAGCCCAGAGAAUGUUCAAAGAGUUCAAUCAAAAUGUAUUUGGAGACAAAUUAGACCAGGAUAUGCCCAUCACUUGGGAUACGAAACUUAGGAGUACUGCCGGUACAACAACCAAUCGUCUAAUAAAGAAGUCAAGCGGGCAACAGUUGCGAGUCUCCAGUAUCAAGCUGUCCUGCAAAGUGCUGGACACGCCGCAGAGGGCGCGCGACACGCUCAUCCACGAGCUGUGCCAUGCUGCCACCUGGCAGAUAGACGGCGAACUGCGAGCUGGACACGGCCCGCUGUGGGUGAAGUGGUGCAAGAUGGCCCUCCGCGUCUUUCCGGAGUUAGGAGAGAUAUCCCGCUGCCAUGACCUUGAAAUUCACUUCAAAUAUUGUUACAAAUGCACACAAUGUGGAUACAGUGUGAAAAGGCAUUCGAAGUCCAUUGACAUCACGGCGAAACUGUGCGGAUACUGCCGUGGCAGGUUUGAGAUCAUCGUGAACAAGAAAGACAAGAACGGAGUCGUGGUGUCGACUCCGGCUCGCACCGGAAACAUGAACGAGUUUGCGCUUUACGUGAAAGAGAACUACAGCACGGUCAAGGCCGGACGGACGCACGCGCAGGUUAUGAAGAUACUGGGAGAACAAUUCUCUGCUAAGAAGAAACCUAAGCACGACUAA